AGUGCGCAGGCGCAGGCGCGCGUUACCUGCUGGGUCUUGUAGUUGACGCGGUGCGAUGGGAUGAUGGGAGUUGUAGGCGCUGCUCCAUUACCGUCGUUGCUCGGUGGAACAAGGCCGGCGCUGUGCCGUCAAACCGCCGGGCGCUCAUGCAAAUCAAAUGCAAUUCUGAGAAAGUUUUCCUGUGUGAUUGGGUGGUAACGAAGUUUUGACAAAAUGAAUUUUGAUGAAGAGCUGAUGCCCAGACAAUUACCUGUGGAUGACUGGGAUACCACUGAAGACUUUGACCCAAGUGUGCCACCAAGAACACCCCAAGAAUAUUUAAAAAGAGUCCAGAUCGAAGCAUCAAGAUGUCCUGAAGUAGUGGUGGCAGUGAUUGACCCAAGAAAGUUAAAAAGUAACCAGACAGUAAAUAUUUCACUGUCGGGAUGUCAACCAGCCCCUCCAGGAUUUUCUCCCAGUCUCAAAUGGCAGCAACAACAAGUAGCUCAUUUUUCAGUCCUCCGACAGAGUACAGACAAACAUAGAGAUCAUUGGAAGUCACAGCCUUUGGACAGCAAUGUAAUGCUGCCAUCUCUUGAAGACGAAGAGGGGUGGAAAAAAUUCUGUCUUGGAGAAAAGCUGUACUUAAAUUCGUCACCAGUUACUAAUGAAAUUGAUAACCCAGGGAUUGACUAUGUGCAGGUGGGAUUUCCUCCCCUGUUGAGUAUUGUCAGCAGAAUGAGUCAGCCUACAGUAUUUAACAUAUUGGAAUACCUAAUCAUUUGGUUUGGAGAUAAAAAAUUAUAUCCAGAAUUGGGUAGAUGGCUGUAUGCUUUGUUAGCCUGCAUAGAAAAGCCACUACUUCCUGAGGCCCAUUCUCUUAUUCGACAGCUGGCUAGAAGAUGUUCUGAAAUUCGUGCUAAACUAGAAAAUCCAGAAGAUGGAGAAUUGUCAGCAUUGAAUUUACUUAUUUGUCUAGUUGCCAGGUAUUUUCAACAGUGUGACCUUGCAGAUAAUGACUGAUGUUAAUGAAGUCUGGAAUAAAUACUCAGUCCAUCAUUUUCAACCAUGUUAUGCUGAUAAUGUAUUUUGUUAGAUCAUUUUCUGUUUUGUUGACAGUCUUAUUUAAAAUCCAUAUGAUAGAAUAAUCAAAGAAUAAAUGCCAAUUCCCAAUUUUUGUAAUAAACAAUUUGACAUGCUGGAA
This is a messenger RNA of Leucoraja erinaceus (little skate), 1183 nucleotides long. RefSeq names its product gem (nuclear organelle) associated protein 2 (gene gemin2). NCBI's taxonomy places the organism in Eukaryota, Metazoa, Chordata, Chondrichthyes, Rajiformes, Rajidae. Gene Ontology annotation, cellular component: spliceosomal complex; nucleus; SMN complex. Gene Ontology annotation, biological process: spliceosomal snRNP assembly; spliceosomal complex assembly. The record is from RefSeq and is a predicted model, not a curated record. The transcript has 11 exons. The coding region runs from base 214 to 1002 and encodes 262 amino acids.